CUCUUAUCACCAACCCCCCCUUUGCGGAUUCCCCCCUCUCGCUCGCUUCAUAUUAUAAGAAUGCCAGCCGCAGCCGCUAACAACAACACAAAGAGCACCAUUGAGGUAAAGAAGUUUACCGCUUUGGCUGCCACCGCUUCCCCUUCCGAGGCUCAGUCUACCAAGGCUAAGGAGCUCCUCGCCAAGCUUGCUGGUGCCUCCGAUGCCGACCGUGAGGCCCUUGCUGACGAGCUCGCUGCUCUCAUCAACGCCAACGGUGUCCUGUCUCUCAAGCAGUUCAACAACCUCGCCAACAAGAAGUCUCUUGCUGCCCGUCAGGCUGCUGUUGCCAUCAUCUCUGCCUUGACCACCAAGAGCAUCAACGGUCAGGCCGAGCCCUACAUCUUGCCUUUCCUCUCUACUCUCAUGGAGCUCCAGGCCGACAAGUCUGCUGCCCUCAAGGUCGCUGCUGCCCAGGCCGCCAAGAACUUGGCCCUCAACGUAAACGCUAACGCUACCGCCGUCAUGGUUCCCGUCAUCCUCGAGGGUCUCGGAAACUCCUGCAAGUGGCAGACCAAGAUGCUCUCUUUGAGCCUUUUGGAUGAGCUUGCCAAGAAGAACGGUCCUCAGUUCUUCGUUGUCAUCCCCGAAGUCAUCCCCGUCGUCUCUGACUGCAUGUGGGAUACCAAGACCGAUGUCAAGAAGGCCGCUACCUCCACCAUGGGUAACAUCUGUGCUCUCGUCGAGAACAAGGAUAUCGAGCGUUUCAUUCCCGCCGUUAUCAGCUGUAUUAACCACCCCGAGAACGUUCCUGAGACCAUCCACUUGUUGGGUGCCACCACUUUCGUCCAGGAGGUCGAUUCCCCCACUCUCUCCAUCAUGGUUCCCCUUCUCAACCGUGGUUUGAACGAGCGUGCUACUCCCAUCAAGCGUAUGUCUGCCCUUAUUGUUGACAACAUGUGCAAGCUUGUCGACGAUCCCGAAGUCGCCGCUCCCUUCUUGCCCUUGUUGUUGCCUUCCCUCGACAAGGUCCAGGAGAUCGUUGCUGAUCCCGAGUGCCGUGGUGUCGUCCAGAAGGCUCUUGCCACCCUCAAGCGUGUCGGUACCUCUGACCACGAGAUCUUCUCCAAGGCCGAGAAAGCUUCCAAGGUCACCAAGACCUUCGAGGAGCUCUUGCCCGCCAAGCUCGAUGCUUUCUACGCUCCUAUCGUCAAGUACGUCGAUGACAUCGCUCUCGCUCUCUGCGUUGGACACCGUUUCUUCAAGAACGUCUGGCUCGAAUCCGUUGCCCCUUACACCGCCGCUUUCUUGUCCAAGGAAGAUGCUGAGAAGCUUGCCGUCAACGCUCUCGACAAGUGCGAGGAGGCCGUUUCUGCCAAGAUCGUCGAGGAGGAGGAUGAUGAAGGUGAAGAUCUCUGCAACUGCGAUUUCUCCCUUGCCUAUGGUGCCAAGAUUCUUUUGAACCGUACCCAUCUCCGUCUCAAGCGUGGUAGACGUUAUGGUCUUUGCGGUGCCAACGGUUGCGGAAAGUCCACUCUCAUGCGCGCCAUUGCCAACGAGCAGGUCGAAGGUUUCCCUCCCAAGUCCGAGCUCAAGACCGUCUACGUCGAGCACGAUAUCGAUGGUUCCGAGGCCGAUACUCCCCUUGUUGACUUCGUCAUUGCCUCCGAGGGUGUUGAGACCAAGGACCGUGUCCAGGUUGCCAAGAUUCUCCGCGAGUAUGGUUUCACUGAGGAGAUGGUCACUACCAUGCCCAUUGGUGCUCUUUCCGGUGGAUGGAAGAUGAAGUUGGCUCUUGCCCGUGCCAUGUUGAUGAACGCCGACAUUCUCUUGUUGGACGAACCCACUAACCAUUUGGAUGUUGUCAACGUCGCCUGGUUGGAGAACUACCUCUUGGGUCUCAAGACUGUCACCUCCAUCAUCGUCUCCCACGACUCUGGUUUCCUCGAUCACGUCUGUUCCGAUAUCAUCCAUUAUGAAGCCAACUACAAGCUCAAGCGUUAUGGUGGUAACUUGUCUGAGUUCGUCAAGAAGGUCCCCAAGGCUGCUUCCUACUACUCUCUCGAUGCUACCCAGAUCCGUUUCGCUUUCCCCGAGCCCGGAUACCUUGAGGGUAUCAAGACCAAGGAGCGUGCCAUUCUCAAGAUGAAGAACGUUGACUUCCAGUACCCCAACACCGCCAAGAAGCAGUUGUAUGACAUUACCAUGCAGUGCUCCCUCGCCUCCCGUGUUGCCGUCAUUGGUCCCAACGGUGCCGGAAAGUCUACCCUCAUCAAGUUGUUGACCGGUGAGAUUGAGUCCGAAAUCGGUACCGUCUGGAAGCAUCCUAACUUGCGUAUUGCCUACGUUGCCCAGCACGCUUUCCACCAUAUCGAGAGACACUUGGACAGCACCCCCAACGAGUACAUCCAGUGGCGUUAUGCCUCCGGUGAGGACAGAGAAGAGCUCGAGAAGAAUGAUCGCAUGAUCAACGAGGAGGAGCAGAAGGCUAUGGCCCAGACCUUUGUCAUCGAUGGUGAGAAGCGCGUUGUUGAGGAGUUGGUCGGUCGUCGUAAGCUCAAGCAGUCCUACGAGUACGAAGUCUCCUGGAUUGGCCGUUCUUCCGUCGAUAACACCUGGAUCUCCCGUCAGAAGCUCGAGGCCAUGGGUUUCGGUAAGAAGAUUGCUGAAGUCGAUGCCAAGGAAGCCGCCAAGAUGGGUCUCAACCGUCCUUUGACUGCCAAGGAAAUCGAGAAGCACUUGACCGAGGUUGGUCUUGAUCCCGAGUUCGCCACUCACUCCCGUAUCCGUGGUCUCUCUGGUGGACAGAAGGUCAAGCUUGUCAUUGGUGCUGCCAUGUGGAACAAGCCUCACAUGUUGGUUCUUGAUGAGCCUACUAACUACUUGGAUCGUGAGUCUCUUGGUGCCCUUGCUACUGCUAUCAAGGAAUACGGAGGUGGUGUCGUUAUUGUUACUCACAACCGUGAGUUCUCUGAGGCCCUCUGUAACGAAGUCUGGAAGGUUGAUGCCGGUCGUCUUGUUGCUUCCGGUCACAACUGGGUUACUGGUAACGGUGGUGCUGCUAUCAAGGAGGAGGAAGCUGAGGACACCGUUGAUGCUCAGGGUAACACUAUUAAGGCCGUCAAGAAGAAGGAGAAGCUCUCUUCCAAGGAGCUCCGCAAGAAGAAGAAGGACAGAAUGGAGCGUCGCAAGCGUGGCGAGGAGGUCUUCACUGAUGAAGAUGAUAUCUAAAUCUUAUAGACUCUGCUUUUUAUUAUCCCACACUUACUUUUAUAUAUAUAUUUACUUUAUAUUUUCCACUACUUCUUUUUAAUCUUCCACUAGAGUUGAUUGUUUCAAAAAAAUAAAAUUGCAUUUCGUGAAAAUGAUUCUCAAACACACCAAAAGUUUCAAUAUAAAAAAAAUAAAAUAAUAAAUUACAUUG
Molecule: messenger RNA, 3403 nt
Organism: Phycomyces blakesleeanus NRRL 1555(-)
Lineage: Eukaryota; Fungi; Mucoromycota; Mucoromycetes; Mucorales; Phycomycetaceae
Exons: 2
Coding region: 61-3210 (1049 amino acids)
Molecular function (GO): translation elongation factor activity; ATP binding; ATP hydrolysis activity
Source: RefSeq, a predicted model, not a curated record